Amphiprion ocellaris (clown anemonefish) is the source of this 1449-nucleotide messenger RNA. It is a transcript of the gene harbi1, whose product is annotated as harbinger transposase derived 1. The coding region runs from base 77 to 1117 and encodes 346 amino acids. The record is from RefSeq and is a predicted model, not a curated record. The transcript has 7 exons. NCBI's taxonomy places the organism in Eukaryota, Metazoa, Chordata, Actinopteri, Pomacentridae.
GCUCGUGCCGCAAGUUAACGCGAGACGUUUCUGGGAAUUGUUUUGGUUGACAAAUGCUGCAUUUCUUAACAGAAGCAUGGCCAUCCCUAUAGCCAUCUUGGACUGUGAUCUUCUCUUACAUGGUCGAGGCCACAAAACUCUGGACCGCUUCGAUCUGGACUCCGUCUCAGACAACACCCUCCUCACACAGUUUGGUUUCCCCAGAGACUUUAUCUUGUAUCUGGUGGAACUACUCAGAGAGGCUCUCUGCAGACGAACCCAGCGGUCCAGAGCCAUCAGUCCUGAGGUCCAGGUGUUGGCUGCGUUGGGCUUCUACACAUCUGGCUCCUUCCAGACGUCCAUGGGGGAUACGAUAGGGAUCAGUCAGGCAUCAAUGUCCAGAUGUGUGUCCAAUGUGACCAGAGUGCUGGUGGAGAAAGCGCCCCAGUUCAUUACCUUCAACAGAGAUCCCUCCAGCAGAGAGCAGUCGUUCCAGGAAUUUCAGAGGGUGGCGGGAUUUCCAGGAGUUCUCGGGGUGCUGGACUGUGUUCAGGUUGCCAUCAAAGCGCCAAACAGCGAAGAUUCAUCGUAUGUAAAUAAAAAGGGCUUCCACUCUGUGGCCUGUCAGUUGGUUUGUGAUGCUCGAGGAUUGUUACUCAGCGCGGAGACACACUGGCCAGGCGGACUCCAAGACACCGUUGUUCUAGAAAGAUCGGCUCUGUACAAACAGCUGCAGGACACGGAGGAGGGCUGGCUGCUGGGUGACGGUCGCUACCCUUUAAGGAAGUGGUUGAUGACCCCGGUCGACUGCCCAGAAUCCCCUGCGAAAUUUCGAUACAAUCUCGCCCAUACAGCUACUCAUGAGAUAGUGGAUAGAACCUUCAGAGCCAUCCAGACCCGAUUCAGAUGUUUAGACGGCACCAAAGGAUACCUGCAGUAUUCUCCAGAGAGGAGUUCGGCCAUCCUGCUGGCCUGCUGCGUCCUCCACAACGCCUCGCUGCAGUCCGGAUUGGACGCCUGGACUCUGGAGAGGACAGAGCCUCUGGAGCAGCCCAGCAGCCUCAAACAGAGACCAGAGGACCGCGACAGCCAGGCAGAGGACCUCCGAAAACAGCUCAUACUCAAACAUUUCAGCUAAGGUUACAUCAGCGCCAAAGGAAGCGGGACUUUUCAAGAGUGGGACCAGCACAAAUCAAUUCAUAAACAAGGAAGCAAGCAGACACCGUGUUGCUGAUGCAGUUUUUUAAUAUUUUGCUGGUUUCUACUCUACCGACUAUACUAAGAUAACAUAGUUGUAUAUGGAGGAACAUGCAGGACGCUAUACAACAAACCAAGAUGACAUGUCCAAACACAUUUCAAAUAACUCAACUCCCUGGAAAGUGCUUGACUAUUCUCUCAGGACAUUCAGUUUUUCCAAAUCUUUAUGGAGAGGUUGGAAUAAACAAGCACCUUCCGGGUGUUUUACAACUA